Trifolium pratense (red clover) is the source of this 428-nucleotide messenger RNA. RefSeq lists its product as uncharacterized. Lineage: Eukaryota; Viridiplantae; Streptophyta; Magnoliopsida; Fabales; Fabaceae. The record is from RefSeq and is a predicted model, not a curated record. Bases 24 to 410 code for a protein of 128 amino acids. The transcript is spliced from 3 exons.
AACUAGAAAUUGACUAUUCAAGUAUGAUUUGCAACGAUAAACAAGAAGCUAAAGAGAGUGAUGAUGAUGGCUAUGUUGAGAUUACAAAUGAGGCUGAUAAUACCAAACAAUCCCUCAAGAAAAAGAAAAUCAACUCAAAUGAUAGUGAUACCACUACUGCUACAACUCAAGUGACAAACAUUGUCAAUAGAAAAAUUAAUACAAAGGCAACCCAACAAAAAGUCUCAGGCAAUUUUAUAGAGGCUAAUGGAACCAGAGGAGGCAGCGGUAAGAAAGCUAAGAAAUGCUCAAAAACUGUAGAUGCAAAUAAGAGAAGCUGCACUGAUGCUCAUCCUAAUGAGAAUCCCUAUUUCACUCUUAAAUUAUCGCCAUCUUAUGCGGAAGCUGAUAAAUUAAUCUUGGAUUUUUAAACCUUGUUGAAGGAGAAA